This is a messenger RNA of Aspergillus ruber CBS 135680, 1044 nucleotides long. Its product is annotated as U2 snRNP complex subunit HSH49. The record is from RefSeq and is a predicted model, not a curated record. The transcript has 3 exons. Gene Ontology annotation, molecular function: RNA binding. Lineage: Eukaryota; Fungi; Ascomycota; Eurotiomycetes; Eurotiales; Aspergillaceae. Gene Ontology annotation, cellular component: nucleolus; U12-type spliceosomal complex. Gene Ontology annotation, biological process: positive regulation of mRNA splicing, via spliceosome. The coding region runs from base 1 to 1044 and encodes 347 amino acids.
AUGUCUGGCGCAAGACAUUGGGAGCAAGAUAAGGAAGCAACCGUUUACAUCGGUAACCUUGAUGAACGAAUCUCGGAUAGCCUAGUAUGGGAGUUGAUGCUGCAGGCCGGGCGCAUCGUGAACGUCCACCUACCCAAAGACCGAGUCACCCAGUCGCAUCAAGGGUAUGGAUUUGUGGAAUUUAUCAGUGAGGAGGAUGCGGAAUACGCGUCGCGAAUAAUGAACGGUAUUCGUCUAUACGGAAAACCCAUACGCGUGAACAAGGCCUCCGCCGAUAAGCAAAAGGCCGUGGAAAUCGGGGCAGAGCUCUUCGUUGGAAACCUCGAUCCCAUGGUUACAGAGCAGGUUCUCUAUGAUACAUUUGGCCGUUUUGGAAGUUUGACCAGUCUGCCAAAGAUUGCACGGGAUGACAACAAUCUGUCUAAGGGCUAUGGGUUCGUCUCGUUUGGCGACUUUGAGUCUUCGGAUGCAGCGAUUACGAACAUGAACGGGCAAUAUCUCAUGAACAAGCAAGUCUCCGUACAGUACGCGUAUAAGAAGGAUGGAAAGGGCGAGAGACACGGUGAUGAAGCCGAGCGAACGUUGGCUGCACAGGCUCGCAAGCACAAUGUUCGCCCGACAGCUCAACAAAUACCGCCCCCAUUUCUAGCCUCGACACCGCCCGUCAUGCCAACAGGAAUGGUAAAUGGCGAUGCAUCGCGGCCGAUGAGCACAGCACCCCCUGUGGCACCUGCAAACGCUGGUUUCCAAAAUAUUCCUCCUCCCCAGCCGAAUCGACCCGUACCUUCUGCGACCUCUCUGGCGACGCCGCCUCCAGGAUUGCCUGCGCGACCUCCACCUUCCCAGGCUGGUUAUGGAGGGCCACCACAAGGGUUUGUACCUCCAGGUUUUGCGGGUCCUAACCAACAACCACAUUUUCCACCGCAAGCAGCACCGCCCCCAGGAUUUGCGCCUCCGGGCUUCGGGCCUCCGGCAGGAACCCCCGGACCCCCGCCCCCGCUGCCACAGGGAUUCCAGCAAGCUGGAUUUGGCAGGGGACGGUGA